AUGAUAACGCGGAGACCACCCACCUGCUUAGGCUGCCUUAGAAGGGCCCUGGCCACCAGCAUAAACGGAAGCAGCAACGCCUCGCUGGUUCUGACGCAGGUCCGUGGAAAGACAAAGACGGCGCGCGACAGGGACGAGGAGGGCGGCAUCGUCGUCCGGCUGCUUAAGAAUGUCCCAGAGUAUGGGCCUAAAAACACUAUCCUCCGGGCCCCACGAGGUCGCGUCCGAAACAUGUGGUACCCUGACGGCAAGGUCGAGUACAUGACGCCCCAGCGCUUCAUCGAGCUGGGCGUUGACCAGUCUGCCAUCGUCGAGCGAGACCCCAUGUACGGCUUGGAGGUCGAGAAGCCGGUCGAGAAGCCGGUUGAGAAGAAGGCCACCAAGCCCAAGGCUGCCGAUGACAAGGUGGUCAAGAUCCAGCCGCCCAGGCCCCAAGAAGCCACCGCCCUUCUGUACAACCUGCUCCCCAAAAUCCUGACCUUUGAGCGCGCUGCCAUCUCGGCGGGCGGCAAGACCAAACAAGACAGUAGCCCGGCGGUGGCAGAGAGGGCCGUGUACCGGUCUCCGCUGGUAGCGCGCAACGCGAGCGUGUCGCACGAGUCCGCUGCCAACGCGCCGCCCGAGCCCAUUGCUAUCUUCGGGUCCGUCAGCACCGCCGACGUUGCCGCCCGCGUCAAGGAGCUGCUCUCGGGUCACCGCGUAGCGUCGCUCAUCGCCGUCGAGGCCAAGCACGUCAACAUCGUGGGCGCGCUGCUCGAGAACGGCGAGGUCGUCCGCGCCGGCGACCCUGCGACCGCCGCCGUCGCCGCCGUCGAGGGCGACAAGGUCAAGCAGCUGGGCAGGUGGGAAAUUACCAUCGAGGUCCCCGGUGGCGCCGAGGCUGGCGUCAAGCCCAUCAAGAAGGUUAUGGAGGUUGUGGAUAUGGCCGACAAAAGUGCCCAAUAA
Messenger RNA from Pyricularia pennisetigena, 945 nucleotides. RefSeq lists its product as uncharacterized. Gene Ontology annotation, molecular function: structural constituent of ribosome. Bases 1 to 945 code for a protein of 314 amino acids. Gene Ontology annotation, biological process: translation. Gene Ontology annotation, cellular component: mitochondrion; ribosome. The transcript has 3 exons. NCBI's taxonomy places the organism in Eukaryota, Fungi, Ascomycota, Sordariomycetes, Magnaporthales, Pyriculariaceae. The record is from RefSeq and is a predicted model, not a curated record.